This is a messenger RNA of Lactuca virosa, 480 nucleotides long. Lineage: Eukaryota; Viridiplantae; Streptophyta; Magnoliopsida; Asterales; Asteraceae. The record is from the annotation of a GenBank genome assembly.
AUGGGGCGUUACAAGAAGGCCGCUGAAGCAAUUCUGUACGAGAAGGAGAAACAAGCGGAGGCUCAAAAGGCGAUGGCGGAGGCGACACUCUACUCCCGCCAACAAGUCGCCGACGGUGAAUUAUAUGCAAAACAGAAGGAGGCGGAGGGACUUGUUGGUCUUGCUCAAGCUCAAGGUACUUACAUACGCACACUUUCGGGUGCCAUGGGAGGUAACUAUGGAGCUUUAAGAGAUUAUUUGAUGAUCAAUGGAGGAAUGUAUCAAGAAAUCGCCAAGAUUAAUGGGGAGGCAGUUAAGGGUUUACAGCCGAAGAUUAGCAUCUGGACCGGCGCAAAUGGUGGUGGAGACGGCGGUGAUGGUGGUGCCAUGAAGGAAGUUGUCGGUUUGUACAAAAUGCUGCCGCCGUUGUUUAACACGGUUCAUGAACAAACCGAAAUGUUGCCACCGACUUGGAUUGGGAAGAUCACGGAAUCUAAAUAA